Stegodyphus dumicola is the source of this 2716-nucleotide messenger RNA. Its product is annotated as 1-phosphatidylinositol 4,5-bisphosphate phosphodiesterase zeta-1-like. Lineage: Eukaryota; Metazoa; Arthropoda; Arachnida; Araneae; Eresidae. The record is from RefSeq and is a predicted model, not a curated record. Gene Ontology annotation, biological process: intracellular signal transduction; lipid metabolic process. Gene Ontology annotation, cellular component: plasma membrane. Gene Ontology annotation, molecular function: phosphatidylinositol-4,5-bisphosphate phospholipase C activity; calcium ion binding.
AACGGCGCCGCAUCCAACACCGAGUGAGACAGAGAUCCUUUGCAUCCAUCAAAAGCUUGACUGAGAAAUAUCUUCGGAGACAAUUUCUCUAUUUCCUGCCGAUGUUGAAACAGCGCUCUCUGCUCGGAGCUAUCGGUAGCGCUGUUCGUAGCUACUAAACCGCAAAUGAUUAUUAAUAUUUUUAUUUUAUUUUGAAAAAAAAGAGAAGUUUUUUAAUUGAAAAAUUUUAAUUAUCAAGUUAUGGAGAUGUGCGAGCAUGAAAUAUGUCUGGAAGGAGCAGAUAACAACUCAGCAUUGCCUUUGAAGUUUAUCAUGAAGGGCAUGUCGAUGGGGACUGUGAUGUACAAAGUGCGCUCCCCCGACCGCUGGUACAGACGAAAAUACAAAGUGGAUAUUCAGAAUAUGAGGCUGACCUACUCUCCUUCUACAAAACCGUUUUGGAAAGGAAAGAUAACGACAGUGGAUUUAUUUGAUUUAGAAGAAGUUCGUAAAGGAUGGAACACUGAUGUUUUUAACAAACUGGAAGCCAAAUUUCGACGAAAACUGCAGAAAACAUUACAUCCCCAGCUUUUGUCCAUGCUCAAAGAAGAGAACUGUUUCUCGCUCAUCAUUGGACCUGCUCACUCAGUAGUUGAUCUCAUUGCUCCCAACGUCAACACGCGAGACGCUUGGGUGAGAGGACUGAACCAACUGAUAGCCUGCUGUAAACAUCUGCAAGCGGAGCAUGAUGAGGAAAGGUGGUUGAAAGAUCAAGUGAGAAAAGCCGACGUCAGUGGUAAUGGCAGCCUUACUUUCGAAGAAUGCCUUGGCUUACUCAAUCAACUCAACAUCAGCAUGAGGAGAAAAGAAGCUAAGAAACUUUUUCAUACAGCUAACUUCAGGAAGAAUAAAAUCGAUGGCGAAGACGCUCUAGAUCCGGAAGAAUUUGUUAUUUUUUAUCGAAGCUUAACUCACAGGCCGGAACUGGAAGAAUUAAUGAAGAAAUAUUCUGUCAGUCGGUCAGUCUUAUGGGGUGCCGAAGAACUGAGAAAUUUUUUAUAUGAAGAGCAGAAUGUUUCACUGUCCAUUCAAGAAUGUGAAUCAUUAAUAGAUGAAUACGAACCAGAAACUAAUAAAAUUUCUGGUUACCUGUCGUUGGAAGGAUUUCAGAAAUUAAUGACUGUAGAUCAAGACAUCUUUAACAAGAGGCAUCGUAUCAUAUAUCAAGAUAUGACUCAACCCCUAACACGCUAUUAUAUAGCUUCAUCUCACAACACAUACCUCACCCAGGGGCAGCUGUAUGGUGAAAGCAGUAUUGAAGGGUACAUUCAAGCACUAAUGCGAGGUUGUAGGUGCCUUGAGAUUGACACAUGGAAUGGAUCGGAUGGGGAACCAGUCAUAUAUCAUGGAUACACUUUAACCAAUCAGAUAUUGUUCCGAGAUGUUCUAGAAGCCGUUAAACAAUACGCUUUCAGAGCUUCACAAUAUCCAGUCAUUCUAUCCAUAGAAAAUCAUUGUGAUAUACCUCAGCAAGUGAAAAUGGCUUAUUACAUUACAACAAUAUUAGGCGAAUAUUUAUAUAAAGAACCUAUUGGUCAGGACGAAAAGGAACAUCCUUCUCCGGAGUCUCUUGCAAGAAAGAUUUUAAUUAAAGGGAAGAAACUGAAAGAUGAGCUAGUGACGUCUGAGGAGGAUGAUUUCUUGCUCGAAGAAGAAGAGGAAAGAGAAGAAGCUUUAGCAUAUGCACUGGCAGCAUCUUCUACACCUGUUGCUGAUGACGCCGAUGUGAUACCUCCCCCCAUGCUAUCAGCAGAGGGUCGUUCUAAACGUAUUGCUGUAGAAUUAUCCAGGCUUGUUAACUAUUUCACCGCUAAGAGGUUUAGUUCUUUUGAGGAAUGCAGAAAUUUAUGGAAGUUCAACGAAAUGGCUUCUUUCCAAGAAUCAGUGGCUUUAAACUUGAGCAGUACCAACGGUCCUGAUUUCGUAGGCUACAACAAGAAGCACUUCUCUCGCAUCUAUCCAAAGGGGACACGAGCAGAUUCGAGCAACUAUGACCCAUUCCCGUAUUGGAACUUAGGAUGUCAAAUGGUCGCCCUGAAUUACCAGACUUGGGAUAAACACAUGUAUAUGAAUGAAGCGAAAUUCGCUCAGAACGGAAGAUGUGGUUAUGUGCUGAAACCAAAGUAUUUGAUCUCGAAUGAAAUUUCAUAUGACCCCAAUAAAACCCCUUAUCCAGGACAAGAGUUUCAUGUAACACUAAAGGUAAUAAGUGCCCAGUUUCUACCUAAGUCAUCCGGUGCUUCAGAAUCAGAUGUUGUUGAUCCAUAUGUGUCCAUAAGAGUAUUUGGGCAUCAUCUAGAUAAGUUAAAGAAGAAAACAAAAUUUAUAAGCAACAAUGGUUUCAAUCCAGUAUGGAAUGAAACUUUUAAGUUUGUUCUGAAUGCUCCGGAGCAAGCAAUCUUCCAUUUCCGCGUCAAAGACGAAAAUAUGACCACUAAUGAGCUUAUUGGGCAAUUUGCAGUGCCUUGCAUGUCAAUGAACGAAGGUUACCGCCACAUCCAUCUGGAAGAUUCUAAAGGACAGAAGCUUGACAAAGCAACUCUAUUUGUUCACAUUCAGAAGUCACAGUAUGUGCAAUACAACAGAAAAUGAAGUGAUUUACUGUUGCUUUAGACAAUGCCUUCAUCCUCUGACAAUAAUGUACAUAACGUUGAUGCAUAAAUAUUCGCCAGUUUUA